AUGUGCCUUUCCCUGACCAGCUAUACACAGCCAGCAAAGCUUCUUCUGAAAGAAACCUCUUUCUCCUCACCCCUCCUCCCCCACCAGUUGCAGCUGCAGGCCAGAGGCCUUUCUGUAAAUCCCCUGGGAAUUACUGAACCUUGGAGCAGAAACCAGCCAGCUGGCACCCCAGCCACGGUGGACAUGGGGGGCCUGGACCUGAUCGCCAACACGGCCUACCAGCAGGCCCGGAAGACCUCAGAGUGCCACAGCAUGGAGCGGCAGUGACGCCGCAGGAGCCCGAUGCUGCCUGGGCAGCAAGCGGUGCCCCGGGACUUCGACAGCCUAUGUGAGCAGCAAUCCAUUGGCCACCACUUCUUCUAGGACUUCCUAGCCACAGUGUCCCCAUCCCAAGAGGCCACGACCUUCCUUGAGGAGUGUCCCUAGGGCAGCAUGCUGCAGGCGCUGGUGGGCACUGGUGGGGCUGCCCCUCCCCUGGGACACCCACACCCCUUCCUCAGCCCAACCCUGGCCACCAGGUACCAAGCAGCCACUACUGAGGAAGAGUGAGCGGCCCUGGUGACACUGGCCAAGGCUGAGGCCGUGGCCUUCUUGCAGGACCAGCCCUCCUGGGAUUUCCUGACCAGCCCGUUCUAUGGCAAGUUUCCACAGUGGAAAGGCUUUGAGAUGUAGCUGGUGUCAAACAAGUUCUUCACCGAGUUCAAGGUGCUAGUGAAAGGUGGUUUGGGGGGCAUAACUGGCCAGCUGAAAACCACUGGUAAGACGUAUGCCUGUAAGAAACUAGACAAGAAGAGGCUGAAGGAGAAAAAUGGUGAGGAAAUGUCUCUCUUGGAAAAGGAAACCUUGGAAAGGACCAGCAGGCCUUUCACUGUCUCUCUGGGCUAUGCCUUUGUGAGCAAGUCUCAUCCCUGCCUGGUCAUGAGCCUGACGAAUGAGGGAGACCUCAAGUGCCACAUCUACAGCGCAGUCACUCGAGGCGUGGCCAUGAGCAGGGUGGCCCUCUACUAGGCCCAGAUGGCCCGUGGGCUGCGGCACCUGCACUCUCUCAGCAUCGUCUGCUGAGACCUGAAGCCUGAGAAUGUGCUUCUAGAGGACCUUGGCACCAGACUGUCCGGACUGGGGCUGGUCAUGCAGAUCCAGGAGGGCAAGCCUGUUACCCAGAGGGCUGGAACCAGUGGUUACGUGGCUCCUGAAAUCCUAAUGAGAAAAGUGAGUUAUUCCUCUCCGGUGGACUGGUUUGCAAUGGGAUGCAGUAUUUACGAAAGGGUUGCUGGAAGAACACCAUUCAAAAAUUACAAGGAAAAAGUCAACAAAGAGGAUUUAAAGCAAAGAACUCUGAAAGAAGAGAUCAAAUUCCAACAUGGUAACUUCACAGAGGAAGCAAAAGAUAUUUGCAGAGGCUUCUUGGCUAAGAAACCAGAGCAACACUUGGGAAGCAGGCUCCUACCCACGGCUCUUGGCAAACCAGACGGCACAGAGUGGUCCUCCUGCAUGGGCAGCCAGUAUCGCAACUUCACUGAGCUGCAUUGUAGUCUCCGUGUGGGGUUCAGUAACACAGGAGCCUCUGUUGAUGCUCAGAAAUAUAUUCUACUCCUACCAGCAGAAGAAGUCUUCCUGCAGCUGCCAAAUCACAGAACAACAACCCCGGGAGGUGUCGAUGACAUUGAAGAUUGCUGUGAGGUUUGGGGUGUCGAAUUUGGUGACGAAGAUGAGAAGUUCUUCCGAAGGUCUGCAGCAGGUGCUGUCCUCAUCGCGUGGCAGGAAGAGAGUAUAGAAAUGGGACCGUCUGAAGAAUCAGAUGGCCCCAACAGGCCUGCAGCUUGUGGGGAGGGUAACUCUUCCAAGCCUGGUGCGUGUUUGUUAUUAUAA
Molecule: messenger RNA, 1869 nt
Organism: Artibeus jamaicensis (Jamaican fruit-eating bat)
Lineage: Eukaryota; Metazoa; Chordata; Mammalia; Chiroptera; Phyllostomidae
Gene: GRK7
Product: G protein-coupled receptor kinase 7
Biological process (GO): regulation of signal transduction; signal transduction; protein phosphorylation
Cellular component (GO): cytoplasm
Molecular function (GO): rhodopsin kinase activity; ATP binding
Source: RefSeq, a predicted model, not a curated record